Molecule: messenger RNA, 4245 nt
Organism: Penicillium manginii
Lineage: Eukaryota; Fungi; Ascomycota; Eurotiomycetes; Eurotiales; Aspergillaceae
Product: ubiquitin-binding TORC1 subunit KOG1
Exons: 7
Coding region: 1-4245 (1414 amino acids)
Biological process (GO): positive regulation of cell growth; positive regulation of protein serine/threonine kinase activity; cellular response to amino acid stimulus
Cellular component (GO): TORC1 complex; cytoplasm
Molecular function (GO): protein binding; protein-macromolecule adaptor activity
Source: RefSeq, a predicted model, not a curated record
AUGAGGGAUCCCACCGCAGAAAUGGAAGAGAAUACUCACCAAGCAACCACGAAUGGUUCAAGCGAACCCCGCCGCACCAACAAAUCAGUUCGAGUCGCGUUUGGCCCUGGGCUAGAUUCAACUAUCCCCGCUCGCGAAAGAUCUCCAGCUCCACUGAGCAGCCACCAUCGUUCCUUUACCACUGUCGAGCAGAAACAGCCCUCCUUGACGCCACCUGCUCGCCCCACGAGCUCCGCCGGUGAGAAUGCGGCACUGGCGGUAGAUACGCCGCCGCAGCCGCGUAGGCCCUCCCCACGGAGGGCGGAGACCAGCCGCCCAGCCAUGCUGAAACGAGCACGAAGCGACUAUGGACCGAGUCGUGCUCUACUCGAUAAAUCGGCUGAUGAUGAAGAGGAUUUUGCCAUGCGACAUGGAUGGCAGGAAGAGUACACGUCCAGUGAAUACCUUAAGAUCUUACACUCGAAUUUCUAUAUGUAUUUCACGGAAAAACGUCACGAGACGAAUGGCAUCCCCAGAGAUCCCGUUGGAAGCUGGCCUAGUCAAGACUGGCGCAUGAAAGAUCGAUUGAAGACUGUGUCAGCGGCCCUUGCGAUUUGUUUGAAUAUUGGUGUCGACCCUCCAGAUGUCGUCAAGACAAACCCAACAUCAAAACUCGAAUGUUGGGUGGAUCCUACCUCAACUACCGGUGGUGGACAGAACAAGAUAAUGGAACAAAUCGGCAAGAAGCUUCAAGAGCAGUAUGAAACCCUCAGCCUUCGGACAAGAUACAAACAAUAUCUAGAUCCAUCUGUGGAUGAAACCAAGAAGUUUUGUAUUUCACUGCGUCGAAAUGCUAAGGAUGAACGGGUUCUUCUCCAUUACAAUGGUCAUGGAGUCCCUUUACCAACCCAAUCUGGCGAAAUAUGGGUCUUUAACAAGAACUAUACUCAAUACAUCCCGGUGCCCCUUUACGACCUGCAGUCCUGGCUCGCUGGCCCAAGUCUGUUUGUCUUCGAUGUGUCCCAUGCUGGCAAUAUCGUCUCCAAUUUCCAUACAUUUGUGGAGAAGCAUGAGAAGGAGAAUGCCGAAGCCAAGAAAAGAGAUCCCAACGCGAUCGUACAGAACUAUGGUGACUGCAUUCUUCUUGCGGCUUGCCAGAAGAACGAGUCGCUUCCUACCAACCCAGAUCUUCCCGCAGAUCUUUUCUCUUGCUGUCUAACAACCCCAAUCGAGAUUGCUUUGCGCUUCUUCAUUCUACAAAAUCCACUCCGGACGGAUAUAUCAAUCGAUGAUUUCCAUGUUCCCGGUCGUCUCCAGGAUCGUCGCAGUCCGCUCGGAGAACUCAACUGGAUCUUUACCGCUAUUACCGAUACCAUCGCAUGGAACACCCUUCCCCGCGCCCUCUUCAAGAAGCUUUUCCGGCAGGACCUCAUGGUUGCAGCUCUCUUCCGUAAUUUCUUGCUCAGCGAACGAAUUAUGCGCACGUAUAAGUGCCAUCCAAUCUCGACGCCAGAACUGCCAGAGACUCAUCAUCACCCCUUAUGGAAGAGCUGGGAUCUUGCCGUUGAAAUGGUACUCUCGCAGCUGCCUGCUUUAAUUGAUCAGGAAGAAGGCCGCCGGCAGUAUGAAUACCAGCAUUCCACAUUUUUCGCGGAACAGCUCACUGCAUUCGAAGUCUAUCUCUCUUCUGGUCCCACUGAAAAGAAUCCGCCAGAUCAACUACCUAUCGUACUACAGGUACUUCUCAGUCAAGCACACCGAUUGCGAGCAUUGAUCUUACUCAGCAAAUUUCUGGAUCUGGGGCCAUGGGCUGUCCAUCUCGCCCUCAGUAUCGGUAUCUUCCCCUACGUCGUCAAGCUGCUGCAGUCGGCUGCACAAGAGCUCAAGCCAGUCAUGGUCUUCAUCUGGGCAAGAAUUAUGGCCGUCGACCAUACUGUCCAAAACGAUCUUUUGAAAGAUAACGGCAUCCAUUAUUUUAUCUCCAUACUUAAUCCGUCGUCGCCCAUUCCCGUCGGCAACGCCAGUGAGCACCGCGCCAUGUGCGCAUUCAUAGUCUCGAUAUUCUGCAAAAACUAUCCCCAAGGCCAGAAUGUUUGCUUGUCUGGCGAACUAUUUGAUUCUUGUCUAAGACACCUGGGGGAUGUCGAGAACCCGCUUUUGCGGCAAUGGUCAUGCUUGUGUCUCAGCAUGCUUUGGUGCGACUUCCCCGAAGCGAAAUGGAUGGGUAUCCGCUCUGCCGCCCCUUCAAAGCUAUGUGAAUUGAACUUUGAUCCGGUCCCCGAGGUUCGAGCGGCGAUGCUUCACGCGGUCACAACUUUCCUUGGUAUCCCCGACUUAACAGAUCAAGUUGCACAAAUUGAGGAGUCGCUGGCCUUAUCCGUUCUACCUAUGUCAACAGACGGCAGCGUCCUUGUGCGGAAAGAGCUUCUUGUGUUCUUCUCGACGUUCGUCAAACGUCACCAAAAUAAAUUUCUGGUGGCUGCAUAUGACGAGUUGCAAGAUGAGAAAAAGUCACUGGUGAAUCGGCUUCAAAUUGAGACUGGUCGAUCAGAGACUUCAAAGAAUGACCAAGUCUCCGAGUCGAAACAGCACCAGCUCUCUCGCAACACCACCUUUGGGGCUCUGUGGAAACAAGUCUUAAUCUUUUCUGUUGACCCUCAUCCCGAUAUUUCUCGGGAUGCUGGUGCCAUCGUCGACUUCAUCCACUUGGCUCUUCUAGAGUCACCAAUGGCGAUGGUAGCUGACAAAACCAGAAUUGAGAUCCUUGACCUCACAUAUCGCCUCUCGCAAAAGCUUCAACUUUAUGAGCGACCGGAAGCAAAGAAGACUGCGCCUCCUUCGACUCCGCCGUCUUCGACAGCGGCAUCCGCCAAACAAGAAGGCUAUCUAAACCUUGCAUUUGGCUCGGGAUCAGGAGAGCAAGGGUCCGACAGCUCACCCCCAUCUUCGCCCACUAAGAGCCGCAUGCCCAUCACCCCUCGUGGCCGCGCGCCCCCUGAAUGGACUCGCCCUCCAGAAGUCAACGAUCAAGUCGCUCCAGCUACCGCAUAUCACCACGCUCCUGUCCCGAGAUCUCGAGGCUUUGAAGCCAAGAACCCAGAAGUAGCGCCGAUGAUCCCACUAAAAAGCAGAUUCUUGGACUGGUCUACAGAGUAUUUCCGCGAGCCCCAGAUGAAACCCAACGAGCCUGACGAGCCUGGUAGCUCCGACUACAACGAGCGUCUCUGGAGACGCGGCCGCAACGAAAAGAUCAUUGCGGAAACCCAACCUUUGAAGAGCAAGGCCGGCACGAGCCGAUGGGAUAAUUCAACUACACUCCUUACUAAUAGCAGCCAGCCUUUGAAGAUGUGCUUCCAUCAAUUUGAGGAUCACCUUGCUGUUGCAGAUGAUCGUGACACCAUCGCAAUUUGGGAUUGGCAGACUCACAGGCGACUGAACCAGUUUUCUAACGGCAACCCAGUUGGAUCAAAGAUCAAUGAAGUUCGAUACAUCAACGAAGAUGACCAAGCACUACUGUUGACUGGUUCUUCUGACGGUGUACUGAAGCUUUACCGCAACUACGAGUUUUCCGGGCGUAUCGAAGUCGUUACCGCGUUCCGCGCCUUGCCAGAACUCCUUCCCAGCAACCGAAAUGCCGGACUUGUGCUGGACUGGCAGCAAGGUCAAGGCAAGGCUCUCGUUGCGGGCGAUGUCAAGGUCAUUAGAGUGUGGAAUGCUGCAACUGAAGUCUGCACAAACGAUAUCCCCGCACGUUCCGGCUCCUGCAUCACAUCUUUAACAUCCGAUCAAGUUGCUGGUAAUAUCUUUGUUGCUGGAUUCGGUGACGGAGCCGUCAGAGUCUUCGAUCAGCGAUUGAAGCCGACCACUUCUAUGGUCAAGGUCUGGCGUGAACACAAACAAUGGAUUACAAAUGUUCAUAUGCAACGUGGCGGCUUGCGCGAGCUCAUUUCCGGCAGCCGCAACGGCGAGAUUCGACUCUGGGAUCUUCGCAUGGACCAUGCGCUUUCAACCAUCUACGCUACCAAGGACACACUUCGCACAUUGAGUGUCCACGAGCAUGCUCCCGUAUUUAGCAUGGGAACAAACCGCCACGAGGUCAAGACUUACAAUGUCGACGGAACCUAUCUCUCCUCUUUCGAGCCCUACUCGAGCUUCCUUCACCACAACCGCUCUUCUCCCAUCGCCAGCACGGCUUUCCACCCCCACCGUACAAUGCUCGCAUGCGCCGCAUUGAAUGACCAUCACAUCAACCUUGUCUCCUGCUAG